AUGUCAAAUCAAAAAAAAAUAGAAAAGGAUUUAACAUCGUAUAUUUAUUCUUUAGUUGGGGGUACAGCAGCAGGUAUUUCAAAAACAAUAGUUGCUCCAAUUGAACGUGUAAAAUUACUUUUACAACUUCAAGCAGUGUUAACACAAAUCCCAGAAAAUAAGAAAUACAAGGGAUUUGUUGAUUGUUUCGUUAGAAUUCCAAAAGAACAAGGCGUUUUGGGAUAUUGGAGGGGUAAUAUGGCAAAUGUCAUAAGAUACUUUCCAACACAAGCAUUAAACUUUGCCCUAAAAGAAAAGUUUAAAAAAUUCUUUGUUCGUUCUUCACCAAAAGAAUCCCCAAUGAAAUUUUUUAUUGGUAAUUUACUUUCAGGUGGUUUUGCAGGUGUAGCUUCUUUAGUAUUCGUCUAUCCAUUAGAUUUUGCAAGAACUAGAUUAGGAGCUGACACCGGUAUAGGAAAAGGACGUCAGUUCACUGGUUUAGCAAAUUGUCUUUCAUCAAUUUAUAAACAAGAUGGUUUCCUCGGAUUAUAUCGUGGUUUUGGUGUGUCGGUAGGUGGUAUCUUUAUUUAUCGUGCUGCUUUCUUUGGAGGAUAUGAUACUGCUAAAGCAAUGCUUUUAAGUGAUCCUAAAAAAUCAUCUUUUUGGGCAUCAUGGGGAAUUGCUCAAUUGGUUUCAACUGUAUCAGAACUUGCUUGCUAUCCAUUCGAUACAGUAAGACGUAGAUUAAUGCAAUCUGGAGGUCCUAAUGGGAUGUACAGCUCUUCAUUGGAUUGUUGGAAGAAAAUUGCCCAGAAUGAAGGUUUAACUGCUUUCUUUAAGGGUGGUCUUGCUAAUAUUGCACGUAGUUCUGGUGGAGCUUUGGUAUUAGUUCUUUAUGAUGAAAUUCAAAAGUUCAUGGGUUUUGAGGGAGGUGUUGGAAGUGAAUAA
This is a messenger RNA of Dictyostelium purpureum, 927 nucleotides long. RefSeq lists its product as uncharacterized. Gene Ontology annotation, molecular function: ATP:ADP antiporter activity. The record is from RefSeq and is a predicted model, not a curated record. Gene Ontology annotation, biological process: mitochondrial ADP transmembrane transport; mitochondrial ATP transmembrane transport. Gene Ontology annotation, cellular component: mitochondrial inner membrane. Lineage: Eukaryota; Evosea; Eumycetozoa; Dictyosteliales; Dictyosteliaceae. The transcript is spliced from 3 exons. The coding region runs from base 1 to 927 and encodes 308 amino acids.